AUGUAACAAAUAAGCAGCAAGUCGACUGAAAGGAUAUCUAACAUUUAGCUUUUAAUUGGAGAUUUUGAUCCUUAAAAAGUAAAUUUUCAAAUGAAUGCAGAUUUAUACUUUGACGAUAAGCAUCUAGAGCAUAUAUCUGAGGAAAUAAAACUCUCUAUUUAAUAAGAAGAAUAGCUCUACAACAAUAAGGUAGUGUUAAAGUUGGAUUUAGUUAAUUCUUAUUAGAAAGAGGAAGUAAAGCAAAUACUUUUAAAAUUAAUUGAGCUUUCUAAAUAAAAUAAUAAAAUCAGCUUGUUUUCAUUGCUUAGCGUUGAUAUUUCAAUCUAUGAAUCUUCUACAGAAAAUAGUCUUUAUCUUGUUACUAACUUUGUUGAUGAUAUCCAUAUUAUGAUUUAAGAUGUCAAAAAAAUAUUUUGUGAUGCAAAAUACAAAUAAGAAGAUUCGUUUUUAAAAUUCUAGUUGUAAUUAAGUAAUAAAUUAUAAGAAUCUUAUAGUGAAACCAAUAGCUCUAUGUAUCAUUUAAUGUAGUCAAGCUCUAUCAGUUUACAAAUGAAAAGAGACUGCAAUACAAAUAAUUAGCUAAUGAAUGUUUUAGGAUUAGGAUAAGAAGAAGGGUUCAAGCUAGUUUUUUCUAAAAUUAAAAAUAUUAAUUUAAAUCUUAAAUUUAAAUCUUUUGCAGAUGUUCCAAAUAAAUCUAGUUUCAUGUAAUGGGUAUUCUCAUUACAAAAAGCUAGAUAUGAUGAUGAAGAAAUUAAACUUCUCAAAUAGUUAACUAAAUGUAUAUCUGACUAAAUAACCUUUAGAUCCAUUUUUAGAGAAUCUUAUACAACUAUGUUAAUUAAAACUUCUUUAAAAGGAUUAUUUUCCUAUAUUCAAGAAAUACAAAUAAAUAACUGA
Molecule: messenger RNA, 897 nt
Organism: Tetrahymena thermophila SB210
Lineage: Eukaryota; Ciliophora; Oligohymenophorea; Hymenostomatida; Tetrahymenidae
Product: type III restriction enzyme, res subunit family protein
Exons: 1
Source: RefSeq, a predicted model, not a curated record